This is a messenger RNA of Microcebus murinus (gray mouse lemur), 1283 nucleotides long. The record is from RefSeq and is a predicted model, not a curated record. NCBI's taxonomy places the organism in Eukaryota, Metazoa, Chordata, Mammalia, Primates, Cheirogaleidae.
UACAACUAAUGGGUAAAAAGAUCAGUGUAGGUCUGACAUUGGAAGCCCUCAGAGAAAGUGAGUUAGCUGUUAGGCCUCACGAUGAGCUGUGCGAUCAGUAAAUAUCAUGAGAAGGUUCAGAGUAUGAGCCCUCCGAGUAACUCCUUGGUGUCACAUGUGGCAUAGGUUCUGGCUGGCAGUGGAGGACCUCAAGAAAAGGCCGAUUAAAGAAGUGCCCUUGCGAGUCCAGGAAAUAUGGCAAGAAUUUCUGGCUCCGGGAGCUCCCAGUGCCAUUAACUUGGAUUCUAAGAGUUAUGACAAAACCACACAGAACGUGAAGGAACCGGGGCGAUACACAUUCGAAGACGCUCAGGAGCACAUUUACAAACUGAUGAAAAGUGAUUCCUACCCACGUUUUAUAAGAUCCAGUGCCUAUCAGGAACUUCUACAGGCAAAGAAAAAGUCUGGAAACUCAAUGGAUCGCAGAACAUCUCUUGAGAAAUUUGCACAGAAUGUGGGCAGAAACAUCCCUAUUUUCCCAUGCCAUAAAAACUGUACACCAACACUGAGGGCCAGCACUAACCUGUUAUGAAAAGAGGGGAAAUCUCUCACGUCAAAGAGGUUAACAAGCCUUGUUCAGUCGUACUAAAAGGAUCAUCUUGUAGCACGGAAACAGAGUGGAGUCAUUGCACAUACAUUGUAGCUCCUUGUUGUUACCCAGCGGUGCAGAGGACAUUAGACCAAGAUGUUGCAUGAGCAAAGGACGUGAAUUGUUAUUUUUGUGUGUACAUUCCAUCUCCAAGGGACCCUUUACCAUCUCAAUGCCUCCAUUUCAAACUGUUGUCUGCUUUUUUUCUCCUUCUACUAAGCUGUAUCUAUGUCUUUUCCUUUUUAACAAGUUCAAGUGAAGUAAAACCUGUUUUUUUAUUUCUCUCUCUCUCUCUCUUUCUCUUAAAGCUACCACUAGACACACACAGUUCACUGAAAAUUCAGUCAGUCACAAACUGGAAGAAUUGUAAAAGAAAAAAAAAACCCGUAUAUCAAUAAGUAUACAUAUGGCUUCACAUUUAUUAAACAAUAAAUUAGCACAGAAGGUUUCAUUUCACCAAUGUACUCACAGUCAGAAACAAGCUCAUGUUUUUGUUGUCUGUACACUCUCGGUUAAUGUUUCUUGCAUUUAUUUUUAUACCAUAUUUAAAGAAGAAACACCUUUUAUUCCAAAUGUAUCAAAGUUGAUCCCUUCUCUGUAAAUUUGUGUAUGUUUAUAUUGUUGUUUUAUCUUUCAUUAAAAGAUGCAGAAUCUC